AUGUCCAACAGCAGCUCCAUCACCCAGUUCCUCCUCCUGGAGUUCGCAGACACACGGGAGCUGCAGCUCUUGCACUUCUGGCUCUUCCUGGGCAUCUACCUGGCUGCCCUCCUGGGUAACGGCCUCAUCAUCACCACCAUAGCAUGUGACCAGCACCUCCACACCCCCAUGUACUUCUUCCUCCUCAACCUCUCUAUUCUUGACCUUGGAUUCAUCUCUACCACUGUCCCCAAAUCAAUGGCCAAUUCACUCUAUGACACCAGGGCCAUUUCCUAUUCAGGAUGUUCUGUCCAGGUGUUUUUAUUUUUGUUUUUAAUGUCAGCAGAAUUUUUUGCUCUCACCAUCAUGUCCUACGACCGCUACGUUGCCAUCUGCAAACCCCUGCACUACGGGACCCUCCUGGGCAGCAGAGCUUGUGUGCACAUGGCAGCAGCUGCCUGGGCCAGUGGGUUUCUCAUUGCUGUCCUGCACACAGCAAACACAUUUUCAGUACCCCUGUGCAAGGGCAAUGCUGUGGACCAGUUCUUCUGUGAAAUCCCCCAGAUCCUCAAGCUCUCCUGCUCAUUCUCCUAUCUCAGGGAAGCUGGGUUUGUCAUGUUUAAUGCUUCUGUAUUUUGGUGGUGUUUUCUAUUAAUCAUACUGUCCUAUGUGCAGAUCUUCAGGGCCGUGCUGAGGAUCCCCUCUGAGCAGGGACGGCACAAAGCCUUUUCCACGUGCCUCCCUCACCUGGCCGUGGUCUCCCUGUUUAUCAGUACAGGUUCCUUUGCCUACCUGAAGCCCCCUUCCAUCUCCUCUCCUUCCCUAGACCUGCUGGUGGCAGUUCUGUACUCAGUGGUGCCUCCAGCAGUGAACCCCUUGAUCUACAGCAUGAGGAACCAGGAGCUCAAGGGGUCUAUCAGGAAAGUUCUUGCAGAUGUGGUUCUCAGUGGUAGUAAAUUUUCCAUCACUCUUCAUGGAUGACUCCCACAGAGCCCCAUUGAAGGCUUGUCCUUUGUUUGGUGUUUUCUAUUUUCUUAAUAAUUUUCUUUAUAGUUAUUAGUUUUUAUUAUUUUCCUACAUAGAUGUUUGAAUCCAUCAUACUUCUCUUGACGUACGAACCUACUCUCUCUAACUGAUAUAAAAGUGUGCCUCUCACUGGGCAGAGCUGACACUCUCAUAGCAUCUCUGAAAUAAAAUGGGAUCCCCCAGUGUACUGACUGACAUUUUGUCUCUUCUUCCAAAGCUGAUGUCAACAACAAACCCAAGGAAUUUCUCCCCAGAAGGGCCUCCUCUCCUUGGAUUUGGAAGAGAAAAGUUCAUGGUCCCAUUGAUAGCUGUCAGAGACUAAGGGGGUUGAAUUUUGGACUCACUCAUUGGUGUGUGGUGACUAUGAAGAUCGUGAGCGGUCAGUGAGGUAGAUACCCAGGGCUUUCUGAGCUCUGACAGUGCAGAAGAACUUCUCCAGGGUGGUAACCUGGAGCUUUCUGGAGAGCUACAGGGACAGGCUGUACCUGGGGUAAGCGGUGACUGAAGCCUCUCUAAGUGAGAGAUCACCCAAGGUAGAGUCACCCAAAUGGGAAAUGCUAAAUACUGGUAGUUGCAAGGAAAAUAAACCAUCCACAGACCAAAAGAGAACAGCACCUUUGCAGCCAACACACCAACCACAGAACACACACACCCCAUGGACAACACAACCGUCCCCAUCUGGUUCCUUUCUCAGGCUGAUCUGGUGUGAAAGUCGUGAAUGGUCUGUUGAUCCUCUGCAGCACUUACCCACAUUCUCUGCAGUGUGGGCCUGAAUUUUGGGUCUGCCCAGGUGUCCUAUCCACUCUUGGAGAGGUUACCCACUUGGCAACUCCAGCCUUGGGUGUCUCCCCAUCCUGGUGUCCUUCUCUUCCAGCCAGCCCCCCUUGCAGCCGGCCAGCAAAGCACAGACAUACAGUCACACACACACUAAUGAGCUCACAGAGCAAAUAGCCAGAAGCAG
Columba livia (rock pigeon) is the source of this 1966-nucleotide messenger RNA. Its product is annotated as olfactory receptor 14J1-like. Bases 1 to 960 code for a protein of 319 amino acids. The record is from RefSeq and is a predicted model, not a curated record. The transcript has a single exon. Lineage: Eukaryota; Metazoa; Chordata; Aves; Columbiformes; Columbidae. Gene Ontology annotation, molecular function: G protein-coupled receptor activity; olfactory receptor activity; odorant binding. Gene Ontology annotation, biological process: G protein-coupled receptor signaling pathway. Gene Ontology annotation, cellular component: membrane.